UUUUAUUGUGUGUUUGUAUAGAUUUGAGGGUUUUUUUGGUGGAAGUGUAGUUGUAUUUAGGUAUUUCUUGAUAACAGUAACCCAUAGUCCCCCCCCAGUGGGGGGACCUGUGGGGGAAGACUUUAUCCAGAAUACUUUCCGGCUUGCUUUUUGUCCUCCAGGAAACCAGAAGCCCUGGGUGAUUAGGUAGGCUGGGAGCAGGGUUGAGUCAGAUGGAGUGCCAGAGUGGGAGGCCUGUGCUGAUUAGUUGAAUCCCUUUGCUAUUACAGAAUGCCCCCCAAAUUGCUAUGUGAAGGCAACUCUUUGAUUCACAUAUAGUGACUUUUCUUUCUUUUUAUAAUGUAUUUUUUGGGGAACAUCAGGAGCCACCAGGAUAGUGUGGUCUUUCCUGGGGAGGGGGAAUCUUUAAUAAAUCAAAGAAGAACCCAUUAAAGAAGUGAAUUUUGAAUGUGUAUUGCCUGGAUUAUACAAGACUCUAGGACAGUGGUUCUCAACCUAAUGCCCCAACCUUUUAAUACAGUUCCCUGUGGGUGGCAAGCCACAGGUUGAGAACUGCUGCUCUAGGACAAUUUAAGUUCUUCUGGGACUGUUGAAACAUUGUUUUUAAGAUAGAAUGUAGAAUGUACUGGAUGCUUCUCUCUGUACUCUGAAUAUGCAUGUUAUGUUGGGGUGUGGGUGGGGAAAUUGGGGCCCUCACUUGGUCCUUCUCUGUUGUUUUUUCCAGGACAAAGCCAAAGGCCCCUUAGCUGGCCGCCAUGCCCCCUUUUUUCCCCAUGGUCCUUUAUCCCAUGGCCACAGGGAUGUGUGGUCCCCUGAAUUCCCCACCCAGGCUCCUCUGCACCCAGAGCCGUGGGCCACCUCAGAAGUGUCAUCUCUCUCUGAGCACGCAUUCCCCUGCAGCAAGCGAGCGGGCGGGCAGCAAGGACUGAGCAGAUUGAGUGAUCCUGGGGCAGAGAGGCCUGGGAGGAAAGGUGUUCAGCCAGUCGUUUGUAAGGCGCUCGUCGGCACCUGCUGAAAUGUUCCCACCUGACAGCCCCCUUCUCAAAAGACUGUCUGAUUACACAUGGCAGGUUCUAGAGACUCAAGGGGGAGAGCUGCUUUCAAGGCCGCCACAUGUCUGUGCUCCCUGCCCAACCAUAUCUGCCUUGUGUUUAUUUUGUUCCUUUGUGAUAUGAGACUGCAAAGACCAAUAAAAACAUAUUUCAGAAGAACAAAAGGCUUGGGGCUCCCACACAUGUGGGAGCAUUGUGGGAAGCCUUUGCUAGGUUGUCUGUUGUGCUGUGUGGUUUGUUUUGUUUGCCCCUUUAUUUUGCUCUGCUUACCCAGUUUUCCCUUACCCUUGAAUGCUUCUUACCCUCAGGCAAACCUAUGUUUCCUGGUGUUCAGGCUCUGCUUUCAAGCAAGUGUUAAGGCUGUCAAGAGUUUCUCUUUAGGGCAUUAAAAAUUCCCACAAGAUACAAAGAGCAAUGUUUUAAGUUUCUCAGGAUUAGAAGAGUUAACAUAAAAAUUAAUAAACAUUUUCAAUGAUGGAAAAAUGUGUCUUGUAAUUCUUUGGCUCUUGCCUUGUUGAGUGCAUUAGAGAGGAAGACUCUCAGCCAUGUUUGCUCCCUAAUCGCUUGUCUUGUAUGGUGUCAUCUUUUCUAGCUGUUUUGAUAUUUGUUAAGUUUGCAGAUGAGUUUGGGGCCUCUGGCAACAUAGAGACUAAGGAACAGGGUGUAGUGUCUGUGCGCUUUGAAGAAGAUGAAGACAGGAAUUUGUGUUUAAUAGCAUAUCCAUUAAAGGGGGACCAUGGAACUGUGGACAUUGUAGAUAAUUCAGAUUGUGAACCAAAAAGUAAGCUCCUAAGGUGGACAAACAAAAAACAUCAUGUUCUAGAAAUGGAAAAGACUCCCAAGGAUUGGGUGCGCCAGCACCGGAAAGAGGAGAAGAUGAAGAGCCAUAAGUUAGAAGAAGAAUUUGAGUGGCUAAAGAAAUCAGAAGUUUUAUACUACAGUGUAGAGAAAAAGGGGAAUAUAAGUUCCCAACUUAAACACUACAACCCUUGGAGCAUGAAAUGUCACCAGCAACAGUUACAGAGAAUGAAGGAGAAUGCAAAGCAUCGCAACCAGUACAAAUUUAUCUUACUGGAGAAUCUGACUUCCCGCUAUGAGGUGCCUUGUGUCCUUGACCUCAAGAUGGGCACACGCCAACAUGGUGACGAUGCUUCAGAGGAGAAGGCAGCCAACCAGAUCCGAAAAUGUCAGCAGAGCACAUCUGCGGUCAUUGGCGUGCGUGUGUGCGGCAUGCAGGUAUACCAGGCGGCCAGUGGACAGCUCAUGUUCAUGAAUAAGUACCAUGGGCGAAAGCUGUCAGUGCAGGGCUUCAAGGAGGCACUUUUCCAGUUUUUCCACAAUGGGCGCUACCUGCGCCGUGAACUCCUGAGCCCUGUGCUCAAGAAGCUGGCUGAGCUCAAAACUGUGUUAGAGCGACAGGAGUCCUACCGCUUCUACUCAAGCUCUCUGCUAGUCAUCUAUGAUGGCAAGGAACGGCCUGAAGUGGCCCUGGACUCAGAUGCUGAGGACUUGGAAGACCUUUCAGAGGAGUCAGCAGAUGAGUCUGCUGGUGCCUAUGCCUUCAAGCCCAUUGGUGCCAGCUCAGUAGAUGUGCGCAUGAUUGACUUUGCGCACACCACCUGUAGGCUGUAUGGUGAGGACACUGUGGUACACGAGGGCCAAGAUGCUGGCUAUAUCUUUGGGCUUCAGAGCCUGAUAGACAUUGUCACAGAGAUAAGUGAGGAGAGUGGGGAGUGAGCUUGCUGUCUCUUCCAGUACCUGAGAGACUCUGUGUCCCAGGCACAGCUGUGCUGCGUCAGGGAGGAGGUCAGUAUGGCCAGUUGUUGGCCCCUGCAGCCUGGAGCUGAUGUGCAGUGGCCUCUGUGAGCCCCAGCCUGAGCCAGCCCCAGCUGCACUUCGAAUCUUUAUUUAUUUUAACUAUUUCUUCAACAUUCCAUGUUUGAUGAUGCAAAUACCUCUUUCUUCCUUGAGUGUAUAUGUUCUAAUAUAAAUCUUGUUUAUUGUA
Molecule: messenger RNA, 3057 nt
Organism: Nycticebus coucang (slow loris)
Lineage: Eukaryota; Metazoa; Chordata; Mammalia; Primates; Lorisidae
Gene: IP6K2
Product: inositol hexakisphosphate kinase 2
Exons: 5
Coding region: 1626-2789 (387 amino acids)
Biological process (GO): phosphatidylinositol phosphate biosynthetic process; inositol phosphate biosynthetic process
Cellular component (GO): nucleus; cytoplasm
Molecular function (GO): inositol hexakisphosphate kinase activity
Source: RefSeq, a predicted model, not a curated record